Molecule: messenger RNA, 1125 nt
Organism: Pseudogymnoascus destructans
Lineage: Eukaryota; Fungi; Ascomycota; Leotiomycetes; Thelebolales; Thelebolaceae
Exons: 1
Coding region: 1-1125 (374 amino acids)
Molecular function (GO): hydrolase activity
Source: RefSeq, a predicted model, not a curated record
AUGGCCUCGAAAUCCGCCUACACCCGCUAUCCAGGCAAAAUCGUUGCUACGGUGAGGGCAAUCGGCGUCGGCGUGGUCCAAUUACCAUUCUGGAUGCUCUAUUUCCUCUCCGCUUCCCGCCGCCCAAAUCCUAAAUGGACCUAUCAACAGGCGCUGGGCGUCUUCCUCGUGAAGUCGUUCCUCACAUGGAUGGCCGUUAUUGAGCUGAAGACCCCCUUGAGCCUUAAGCCGGGUUCAGAAGGCGACCGGUUUGUGGUGAUGAAGCCUGGACCAUCGGACAAGUACAUCGGAGUGGUUGAUCUGGAUGCCGAAGUCAAACCCGAGACUAUCGGAGGGACCUGGUACCCCGCCCGCCCAAUUUCGGGCACUGCUGUCGGCAAGGUUGUUCUUCAUUUCCACGGCGGCGCAUAUGCGAUUGGGAAUGGACGGGACAAUGACGCUGGAUUUGCUGCGAAGACGCUCCUUGCCAACACUGCCGCAACCCAUAUAUUUGCCCCGCAAUAUCGGCUCUCGUCGAACCCAGGGUGCCAUUUCCCUGCUCCCUUGCAGGAUGCCAUUACGUCUUAUCUAUAUCUCACAGACGGGCUCGGCAUUCCAGCCGAGAAAAUCACAGUCUCGGGUGAUAGCGCUGGAGGCCAUCUAACGAUGGCGCUCUUACGCUACCUUGCCGACAACCCGGAUGCGAAACUGGCGUCUCCGGCGUGCGCAUGGCUCUGGUCACCUUGGGCGGACCCUGAGGGGGCCUUGGACCCACUGGUGAUGAGGACGCAUCGCAAUGCGCUGACUGACUACCUCGAUGAGCGGGUUGGUUUGUGGGGUGCGAAUUCUCUGAUGCCGAGCGAGGCAAGUGGGAUUACGCUGGCGCACCCCAAUAUUAAAUUUCUGGGGAAUCCAUUUGCCACACCGACGCCGCUACUGUUCCUAACUGGGGCCAGUGAAAUUUUAUACGAUCAUAACGUGCAGCUGUAUGAAGAAUUCAAGGCCGUGGAAGGAAACAAGGUGGGCCUGGAUGUUACUGCGGAAGGGGUACACGAUAUCAUUUUGGCAGGACAUUGGGUGAGGUUCACAAAGGAGGCUGCACAAGCUGCAAGGGUUGCAGGGGAAUUCUGGGAUGCCAAUGAAUAG